AUGGUCCUGGAAUUUUGUCGUAUAAAAGUCCUCUUACAUGUUCAUAUCUUAGCCGCCGUUCCAAGCUCUAGUAAUAGCUACAUGUAUCCAGGGUUGACGAAAGUUUGCUACGAUAUCCUGAAAUUGAAGAGGCAGAAAGCUUCAUCCAGCAAGCAAUUGGUAACUCAAGUUGGAAAUAAUUCAGCUAGUAUCGACAUUAGAACUCUAAAUGUGAAACAAAG
This is a messenger RNA of Rhizophagus irregularis DAOM 181602=DAOM 197198, 221 nucleotides long. The record is from RefSeq and is a predicted model, not a curated record. Lineage: Eukaryota; Fungi; Glomeromycota; Glomeromycetes; Glomerales; Glomeraceae.